Molecule: messenger RNA, 6649 nt
Organism: Mauremys mutica (yellowpond turtle)
Lineage: Eukaryota; Metazoa; Chordata; Testudines; Geoemydidae
Gene: TLL1
Product: tolloid like 1
Exons: 26
Coding region: 1776-4805 (1009 amino acids)
Biological process (GO): proteolysis
Molecular function (GO): calcium ion binding; zinc ion binding; metalloendopeptidase activity
Source: RefSeq, a predicted model, not a curated record
CUAGGGAGGUAGUACUGGCUAGGUAGUGAAUGGGAAGACUGAGCUAGUUUGCCCCCAAAGACUUUGCUGCUCUGGAAGAGGUAAACGAGCAUAGUGACUUGGCCACAUGGCCAAAUCAUGAAGAAGGAGCCCUUGGUGUUGCAGUGUUAGGUAAAGACAUCUCCAGAGGAAGGUGCAGCAACUGAAAGGAGCUAAUCCCUGGUAGUGGCCAGGAAGAGGUGCCUAAGGGAAACUUUGGGAGAUGCUGCACCCCGCUCCCCGCCCCCACGGAGCAGCCUCACUUUGAUCUGCAGCGGUUCAAAUGAGAUGGUAGCCAUCUUGCUGAGGGAAGUCAGUCCCAUGGGAGAUGGUGGCCAUUUCAGAUGGAGAGGAGAUUAAAAAAUAUGGAGAAGCCUGCAGAAAAUCUCACCAAUUGAACAGGUGAAGAAACAAACCAACUCUGCACUCGGUACUCAACAGCACUGCUGAAAGGUUGACCAAUUUGAGACCAGAUGAAGUCAGAGGGAGCUGUCGGUCCUCCUCGCCUCUGAAAAUAAGGCACACAGCUUCUUAAGGUUGAUCGGCUGAAAGGAGACUUUGCGUGUUGAUCCGUUCGCUCUGGCUUUAAAAAAACAACCACCACCCACCAACAAUUCACCCUCAUCGACUGCGAGUGACUGAAUGAUCAAGCUGAAUUAUACCAAGUCACAUAUUGAAGGCAAGGGAGGAAGAGAGCGAUCUGGCGCUGCUACGUCUGCUGCUUCUACGGGAACUUUUGAAAAUAAACCUUUUUACAGCUCUCCUUCAGAGAUCCACGUGAAAAAAGCAAAGCCGGACUGCAAGAGCUUAGCGUUGCCUGUUGCAAUCUGUAAUUUUACGUUGCAUUUGCCUUUUAAUUUUUUUACUUUCAUUUUGGAACUGCUUCCCCAGCUCCUUGGCUGAACUUUGGAGAUCAAUGGACCUUUUAUAUCUCCUGCCCGUUUUUAAACAAACUAUGGACGCUUAAACUCCCCCAGCUCAUGGGGCGAACGCUGCACGGCCGCAGCAGAGGGAGAAACACACAGGCACUUCUUUAGAGACGGGGGGAAAGAUUGCAGUGAUUUCUCAUCCUCACCUCAUCCUCACGGAUUCCCCCAAGUCUCCUUCGCUGCUGAGAGUUGACCCGUGUGGUGUUUUAUCUGAUUCUCGCAAGAUUUUCCCCCUCUUAAACUAUCAUGCGUUGCUUAUCUAUAGAGAAAGCUAUAUGGACAGAGAGGCACAUAGUGAGUGCGUAUGUGUUUUCAUAAGACUAUCAAGAGAGCAGAUCAGAAGCAGCCCGGAUCCUGACCCUGAUUGUAUGAAUAAUUUGCCGAUGUGCACACCGGAUUCAUCUUCCCGCAGCAGCAACGGGAGCAGCGGAGCGCUCGGGAGGAGGCAGCCGGCGGAAAGGAUCCUACUUGCCCUGGCCCCGGAGCCCCGGCAGCAGCGGUGGAAAGUUUGUCUGGGGGCUGACAGAGGCGAGAAGACGCCCUGACAGGCGAGAUCCCUAGUCAGAAUACAUCCCCCUCCCCUGCGCCCACCCACCCGGCAACUUCUCCCCUGCAAGAGGAGGGGGUGGAGAAGGGGAAGCAACAUUGUCCUUCUCUAUGGUAUGCCCACAUGACUGGGGACACCUAGAGACCACAGCAUCUCAGCGGAGCCUUUAGGUGGAGAAGAGAAAUUUUCCCUCCAUCCCUUGCCUUCCUGUAUCGGUCCAGCGUGGACAGCAGCUCAGUCCUAGUUCCUCUCCGCCCCCUUGCCCACCUCUGUGGUAGAGGAUGAAAAUGCUUUGCUGGAGGGUGGCGUUGUGGCUGGCUGGGUUGACUGCCUGGGGGAAGCUCUCCUCCUGCUCUGGCCUUGAUUAUGACUACACUUACGAUUUCAAUGAAGAGGAUAAAGCUGAGGCGAUAGAUUAUAAGGAUCCUUGUAAAGCCGCUGUCUUUUGGGGAGAUAUUGCCUUAGAUGAUGAAGACUUAAAAAUCUUUCAAAUUGAUAGGACAAUUGACCUUACGCAGCAUUCAAAUGAAAGACUUGGACAUAACACAGGUGGCUUUGGUGAGCAUGGGACGUCAAAAAAACGAGGUGCUCUCUAUCAGCUUAUAGACAGGAUAAGAAGAUUUGGCUCUGGUUUUGAGCAAAACAAUUCUUCUAAAGGAAGAUCAGCUGUAAAAUUCUCAGGGAAAAAUGAGAAAAACCGACUUCCCAGAGCUGCUACAUCACGAACAGAAAGAAUAUGGCCAGGGGGCGUCAUUCCGUAUUUUAUAGGUGGAAAUUUCACUGGCAGCCAGCGAGCAAUGUUCAAACAGGCUAUGAGGCACUGGGAAAAGUACACAUGUGUUACAUUCAUUGAACGAAGUGAUGAAGAAAGUUAUAUUGUAUUUACAUACAGACCUUGUGGGUGCUGUUCUUAUGUGGGUCGAAGGGGGAAUGGUCCUCAGGCUAUAUCUAUUGGCAAGAACUGUGAUAAAUUUGGAAUUGUUGUUCAUGAGUUAGGGCAUGUGAUAGGCUUUUGGCAUGAACACACACGACCAGACCGAGAUGACCAUGUAACCAUCAUUAGAGAAAACAUCCAGCCAGGUCAGGAAUACAACUUCCUGAAGAUGGAGCCUGGAGAGGUGAACUCCCUUGGGGAACCAUAUGAUUUUGACAGCAUUAUGCACUAUGCCAGGAACACCUUCUCAAGGGGUAUGUUUCUGGAUACCAUUCUUCCUUCCCGUGAUGAUAAUGGUAUACGACCUGCCAUUGGUCAGCGUACUCGUCUAAGUAAAGGAGAUAUUGCACAGGCAAGAAAGCUGUACAGAUGUCCAGCAUGUGGAGAAACACUGCAAGAAUCUACAGGCAACUUUUCCUCUCCAGGAUUUCCAAAUGGUUAUCCUUCCUACACACACUGUAUAUGGCGAAUCUCUGUUACCCCAGGGGAGAAGAUUGUUUUAAACUUUACUACAAUGGAUCUGUACAAGAGCAGUCUCUGCUGGUAUGACUAUAUUGAAGUAAGAGAUGGCUACUGGAGAAAAUCACCUCUGCUUGGCAGGUUCUGUGGUGACAAACUACCAGAAGUACUCACAUCUACAGACAGCAGAAUGUGGAUAGAGUUCCGUAGCAGCAGCAAUUGGGUAGGAAAAGGUUUUGCAGCAGUUUAUGAAGCAAUCUGUGGAGGUGAGAUCCACAAAAACGAAGGCCAGAUCCAGUCUCCUAAUUAUCCUGAUGACUACAGACCAAUGAAGGAAUGUGUGUGGAAAAUAACAGUGUCAGAGAACUACAAUGUCGGAUUAACCUUUCAGGCAUUUGAGAUCGAAAGACAUGACAACUGUGCCUAUGACUACUUAGAAGUCCGAGAUGGAACCAGUGAAAAUAGUCGUUUGAUUGGCCAUUUCUGUGGCUAUGAUAAGCCAGAAGAUAUUAGAUCUACCUCUAAUACCCUGUGGAUGAAGUUUGUUUCUGAUGGAACAGUUAACAAAGCAGGGUUUGCUGCUAACUUUUUUAAAGAGGAAGAUGAAUGUGCCAAACCUGACAAGGGGGGCUGUGAACAGCGGUGCGUGAAUACCUUGGGCAGUUAUCAGUGUGCUUGUGAUCCUGGCUAUGAACUUGGACCUGACAAAAAGAGUUGUGAAGCUGCUUGUGGGGGACUUCUGACAAAGCUAAAUGGGACUAUAACUACUCCAGGAUGGCCCAAAGAAUAUCCUCCAAACAAAAACUGUGUGUGGCAGGUGGUUGCUCCCACUCAAUACAGAAUUUCAAUGAAGUUUGAGUUUUUUGAAUUAGAAGGGAAUGAAGUUUGCAAAUAUGAUUACGUGGAGAUUCGUAGUGGCCUUUCUUCUGAUUCCAAACUGCAUGGUAAAUUUUGUGGUACAGAAGUGCCUGAAGUUAUCACAUCACAAUACAACAAUAUGAGAAUUGAGUUCAGAUCUGACAACACAGUCUCAAAGAAAGGCUUCAAGGCCCACUUCUUUUCAGACAAGGACGAGUGUUCUAAGGACAACGGUGGCUGCCAGCAUGAAUGCAUCAACACUAUAGGAAGCUAUGUCUGUCAGUGCCGCAAUGGAUUUGUGCUACAUGAAAAUAAACAUGACUGCAAGGAAGCUGAGUGUGAACAGAAGAUCCAUAGUCCGACUGGAGUCAUCACAAGUCCUAACUGGCCAGACAAAUACCCAAGUAGGAAGGAAUGCACAUGGGAAAUCAGUGCCACUCCUGGUCACAGAGUCAAAUUAACUUUUAAUGAGUUUGAGAUUGAACAACAUCAGGAAUGUGCUUAUGAUCACUUGGAAGUGUUUGAUGGAGAAACAGAAAAGUCACCAAUUCUGGGACGUUUAUGUGGCAAUAAAAUACCAGAUCCUCUUGUUGCUACUGGAAAUAAAAUGUUCCUCCGGUUUGUUUCUGAUGCAUCAGUACAAAGAAAAGGCUUCCAAGCCACACACUCUACAGAGUGUGGUGGUCGACUGAAAGCUGAAUCGAAGCCCAGAGAUCUGUACUCUCAUGCUCAGUUUGGUGACAACAACUAUCCAGUUCAAAUGGACUGUGAGUGGUUGUUAGUAUCAGAGCGUGGCUACCGAGUAGAGUUAACAUUUCAGACAUUUGAGGUGGAAGAAGAGGCAGAUUGUGGUUAUGACUACAUUGAACUCUUUGAUGGCCAUGAUACAACAGGUGUGAGACUUGGCCGAUUUUGCGGAUCGGGGCCACCAGAAGAAAUUUAUUCAGCUGGGGAUGCUGUUUUACUCCAUUUUCAUACUGAUGAUACAAUCAACAAGAAAGGAUUUCAUAUACGAUAUAAAAGUAUAAAAUAUCAAGAUAGCAUUCACACCAAAAAAUAACGCAAGAACCUCUAUGCCAGAAAAUAAGAAAGAAAGAGAGAGUUAGUGUGAUGGAGAGGAAGGAAGCCGUAUUUUUUUACUGACAUUAUUAGCACAAAUGUUUUAUAUAAUGGGUUCAGUUGGAAGCAAAACGCAUAUGACCAGAAACAUUUUAGUUCACAAUGAAACUUUCACCUAUCCCAAUGGACAUGGUAAUGACAUGUGGGCUCCAUGCUUGACUGUCUCUGCAAAGCUGGUGAAAGGGCAUUGCAUGCUUCCAGGGAAACUGUAAAAGCUUUUGUUUCCAGCUUGAUGUUUGUAUAGAUGCUUGCAGAUUCAAUCACUUACAUUCAGUGGAAGUGACCUUGCAAACUAUUCUUCCUUCUGAAAAUUAUCUGGUCCAGGAGAAAAAAUGCUCCUUCAGGUCACACAUAUAGAAAACUGUCCUUAUAUCUUAUUGAAAUUGCUUUGGCUUUGUAUCAAAGAUACAAUGCAUGCAAAGGCCAUAAAAGGAGAUAUGAAAUGGGAAAGUCUUCUGAGGUUGGUCUGUACUUUUGUAGGGAUUCAUCUCUCCUGUUAGUUUACCAAUAUUUUGAAACUGGAAAAUCACAUCUCCUGUAGCGUAAUUGAUUUCAUUUUACCAGCACAUUGAAAAGUCUGAAACAUUUUAUUCAUCGCCAUUAUUAGUACACUCAGAAUUUGGAUAGUAAGUAAUUGAAAAUGUCAAGUGUAUUGGUUAAGUAAGCUAUAACUGAUGAUGUGCUCUUAUUUUGCACUGAGCCCGAUAAGAAACUGAGUUAAUGUUUAACAGACCUGUUGUAAAUCAAAAUCUUUAUCCACUGGGAAACGGAAAUAAUCAUGAAUAGAAUCAUCUGAAACUCCAAUUACUGAUUUCAUUUUCAGUAGUAAAAUCAUAACUGCUGCUAACUUGUAUUUCCUUGGAACAUUUUAUGAAUGAGCUAAUUAUCCAUUUUAGCUAACCAGAAACAAAGCUGAAAGUAGUAUCCAAAAGAAACGUUUCCCAACCCGUUGAAAGAACAGUAUUACUUGUUUUCUGGAAAUAAGAAUUUCUGUAAUGGCAAAAAACAAACAGGAUUUUUGUUGAAAGAGAAUUUCUAUGGUGCUAUUCCAUGAACAUUAAACACUCAAUGAAGAAGUUUUAGACCUUUGAGCCAACAAUCUGCAGAUCAUGAAUGUCUCACUAUGCCUGGCUGCAUCUGAAGAAUAAAGACUUAUUACACGUAUGACGAGAUCAUUGCAAUGGCAGCACUAGUCCUGUGGAACAACUACUACUAUUGCCUUAGAAUUCUUGCACAUGAUCAAACAGAUCUUCCUCUAGAUACAUCUUUAAUUUGAUAAAUAAUUUGACAACUUGAACGUUUAAUGUAUGUCAAUGAAAAGAUCUUCAAGCAAAAGCCCAUCUGCAAAGCUUAGAUCAUCUGCUGUAAAUACAGUGACCUGCUUUUGAUGUAGAAAUAUGUUAUUUUAGAAUGAACUAUUCUAUGUGCUUUAGGCCAUACAUGGCUUUAGUCAUGAUGUAUAUGCAUUAUGUAAGUAUGUAUGAAUGAGUGCUCCAGAAAGGUGAGAGGUGUUGUAUGGAUGAACAGUUAAAUUGUGCCAAGUUCUACCAGAACCCUGUUUGACUGUAGCAACUUAAAGGUUUCAUAGGCAGGUAAGUGGAACUUCUAGUCAGCAAGAACAGAAUUUAAAUGAAAUGUUAUGUUUCACUUACAAGAAAUAUUAUUUUGAUAUCCUUUGAUGUAAGUUGCUACCCAGAUUAGCUUAGUUCCUGUUACCUUACAAUGAACAUUCACUGGCACUAAUAAAUCCAGUGGUUUUUUUGUUUUUUUACAAAAAUAAAAACU